Messenger RNA from Aspergillus versicolor CBS 583.65, 1166 nucleotides. Its product is annotated as CDP-alcohol phosphatidyltransferase family protein. Bases 109 to 861 code for a protein of 250 amino acids. Gene Ontology annotation, biological process: phosphatidylinositol biosynthetic process. Gene Ontology annotation, molecular function: CDP-diacylglycerol-inositol 3-phosphatidyltransferase activity. The transcript is spliced from 4 exons. NCBI's taxonomy places the organism in Eukaryota, Fungi, Ascomycota, Eurotiomycetes, Eurotiales, Aspergillaceae. Gene Ontology annotation, cellular component: Golgi apparatus; membrane. The record is from RefSeq and is a predicted model, not a curated record.
UGACCAUCCACCCAAUGUAUCUAUCUACCUACUAGUGCCUAAGGGUUCUACUGAGUAUCUAAUCUAUUGCUCCUCAGCUCGCUAUUGCCUUACUUCAAAUCUAACCAAAUGCCUCCUAGCACUGUAGUAAGCAAACAAGAGAAUGUCUUUCUAUUUAUCCCAAACCUUAUUGGGUAUACCCGAAUCAUAUUCGCCGUCGCAUCCCUCCACUACAUGCCUUACCACCCACGGACCUGCUCCCUGCUGUACAGCAUCUCGUGCCUCCUCGAUGCCCUCGACGGUGCAGCCGCACGGCGUCUAAACCAGUCAAGCCGGUUCGGCGCUGUACUAGAUAUGGUCACUGACCGUUGUACAACCACCUGCCUCCUCGUAUUUCUAGCGAGCGCGUUCCCAAAAUGGAGCAUACUCUUCCAAACCCUAAUUAGCCUCGACUAUUCCAGUCAUUAUAUUCACAUGUAUGCCACUCUGGCUAUGGGUGGGAAUAAGAGCCACAAGGAUGUUAGCGAAGAGUGGCCUUGGGCUUUGAGGGUUUAUUAUUCGAGUUCUAAUGUCCUUUUCACUGUCUGUACGCUCAACGAGCUGUGCUUUAUCGCACUUUAUCUUUUAUCAUUCUCAUCGGAUCUUAGCCCACCAUUAGAGGGCUGGUCCUCGCCCUGGGGCGCGGGAGCAAUGGAGAUGAUUCGGGCGAAAAAAAUCAACCAUUACUGGCCCCAGGUUCUCUUUUGCGCUUCCUUCCCGUUCAUGCUCUACAAGCAAUAUGUCAACGUGGUUCAGUUUGUUCAGGCUAGCAAGCAGAUUGCUCAGGGCGACCUUGAGGAGAGACGCCGAAGUAAAUCCUCGCAAAGGAGACGGGAGGAGUAAUUUGUUGGAUUAAAGGGAGUUGGAAGUAUCGUUUACAAAGCGCGAUUCGUUUAUCAAGCAGCAGACUAAAUGAUUGACAAGUUUCACUUAGGCGGGCAGUUUUCCCUGCGUGGGGCCCACGGUUGUGGCGCCGAAUCUUGAUAUCUCAGGAAACGAUAAACUGAGAUUGUGGUCUGAAAACAAGUCUCAUCGCAAGUCGAGUUAGUUAAUCUUCUCUUCUCGUCUAGCAUAUUAUAUACAGUACAUUUUGUUCGUCCUUGAGAACCAAGGAGUAUCAUUAGCAACUAGGUCACCCUAAAAGGCCC